AUGAAUUCUCAAGCUCUUCUUUCAAGUUUGAAAGAGUCCCUUCAGUAUUCUUCUAUCGUAAGCCAGGAAUUCUUGCCAGUUAGCAGUUUGAAUGAUGUCAUCACCAAGGAGAAAGUUCAGAAUGAGCUCCCCACAAACCUCAUGAAUAGGCUGUUUUCCGAUAGCCUCCCAAGCAAAAUCUCGAUGAACGCAAGACGAAUCUUUGCAAUUCUUGUCAUGAUCGGAGAGCCUCAGGCAAUUCGAAAGCUAGUCGAUGAUGGUCUUACCGACGAAGAUUUACCCCUUGCUAGGCCAACUCAUGACAAGUACAGCGGUACUUUGGAAUCCAAGGGAAGACUGGAAGUCAAGUCGUUUAAACACUGGAAAAAUGAAGCUAAGGUGGAUAUGUUUCUGGAAAAGCAGUGGCUCUUCCUCGCCCCAAAACUAGAUGUCACAGGGACAUCAACAGUCUUUCAAGUGGAUUCAAAAUGUCCGCUGCCAUUCUUAAGAGCAACCGAACUUCGGGGUGAACACAGCAAUGUUGUCUACAAGAGCGAGCUACAUGCGGCUCACCAAACCGGUUCUGGGGCGCAAGACACGGACAUGGUGGUUGCAGUCAAGAUAUUUCGCAACUCUGAGGGCUCGACCUUGUUCGAUCAGGAAAAGAAGAACCUCCUGAAGACGCAAGGUAUCAACGACAAACAUCUCAUACGAUACUUAUUCUUCUGCCAGAGAGACCAGUCUUACUUCAUAGCCUUCCCAUGGGCAGAAGGAGGGAACCUCCAAGAGUUCUGGAUGUCACAUAUCUCAAACCAGGAGUACAUGUUGUGGUCUUUGCAGCAGAUGCUUGGAAUAAGUGGCGCCCUCCGGAAGCUGCAUGACAUCAAUUUCCGUCAUGGUGAUCUCAAGCCCGGAAAUAUCCUCCACUUCUCUAAUGGCGGGCUGGGUAAUCUUGUCAUUGCAGAUGUCGGGAUUUCCAAGGUUCACAAAGCUGCGACAUAUAUGAGAUCCAUGAGUACCCUCACCAGAGCUACUACACCUUCGUACGAGCCACCAGAAGCCAUCCUGAAGACAAAUAAGCCUAGGCCUCGCAGAUACGACAUUUGGUCAAUGGCAUGCAUAUAUCUCGAAUUUGUCAUCUGGAUGGUCUACGGGGUCAAUGCCAUCAACAGCUUCGCCGAAUCCAGGGAAGAAGGGACGCCACUUCAGAGAACUUCCAACUUUUACGCGCUUCGGGGAAACGUUGCGGUGAUUCAUCCCUCGGUAAUCGAAGCAUUUGCAGCUCUGCGAAAGGAUCCCCGUUGUGGAGGUGGCACAGCGCUAGGAGCCCUGGUCAAUCUAAUCACCCGGCACUUGCUCUUGAUUCAAGUGGAAGAUCGCGUCACCGCAGACACUAUGUACAAAAAGCUUGAAGAAAUUGUCCACCGCGCAACCAAGGACCCCUCUUUCAUAAUGAACCAAGCAAUAUCUUCUCAAGAAACUCCAGCUAUAUUUGGGCGGCCAGUUGAGAUUCCUCCGGGACUGAGAACUGCCACCAGCUGGUAG
This is a messenger RNA of Colletotrichum abscissum, 1524 nucleotides long. RefSeq names its product serine/threonine protein kinase. NCBI's taxonomy places the organism in Eukaryota, Fungi, Ascomycota, Sordariomycetes, Glomerellales, Glomerellaceae. The transcript is spliced from 2 exons. Gene Ontology annotation, molecular function: protein serine/threonine kinase activity; ATP binding. Gene Ontology annotation, biological process: peptidyl-threonine phosphorylation; peptidyl-serine phosphorylation. The coding region runs from base 1 to 1524 and encodes 507 amino acids. The record is from RefSeq and is a predicted model, not a curated record.